AUGUUAAAGUCAGCAGAAUCUCAAGAAGCUAAUUGCGGGGAAGAAGUCUGUGGAAAUGUUACAAUUCCAUUCCCAUUUGGAAUCCAUAGAAGCUGCUAUAGACGUUCCUGGUUUAUUAUAAGUUGCAAACGAACCCACAAUGGGGAAAAGCCUUUCAUAUGCAUAAAUGGCGUGGAUCUGGAGGUACUUGGUUCCUUGUUCUCACCAGACACCAUUCUAAUAAAAAAACCAGUAACUUUCGUUAACUGUGAUCAUAAAAAGGAAGCUACUGUCAGUGUCAAUCUGACGGGCACUCCAUUCUUUUUCUCGACGGACUACAACAUGUUCGGGUCCGUGGGUUGCGGGAAUCUGGCUACUAUUUUCGGUAAUGAUGGUGAACCCCUUGGCGGCUGCAUUCAACCGAGAUGUGACGACGGGGCUUCUGAAACUGAACCUGGAUCAGGCUGCAUUAAUCAAGUUUUUGGAAACUUCAGUUCAACUGUCGUAAACAUGACAGCAAUGUAUCCUGGUGCUAAGGGAUGCGCAUCUGCUUUCCUUUUUACCAGGUUCUAUUUCCGUGCAGAUGACCCAUUAGCCAUCGGCAGUGGCAUCAAUAUUGACACCACGCAUGUCCCCACAACCCUCAUCUGGGAUUCAACUAUUGCGCUGAUGGAGCAAAGAAUUAAGAUGAAAAAAAGAAAGAAAGAUGGUGAACUACUAAAUGGUGGCACGAGUGUUGAUCGGCAAACGAUGGUGAUCGGCGAUGUGGACAUGGUGAUGCGCAACGGUCGGCGAUGGGAUUGGUACAAUUACGGUGCCACUCUGAAAGGUGAUGACACUGACGUUUUCUCGUGGAUCGAUUUCAGAACUUCUCUUGAGACAGUGCCAAUCACUUUUGGUCUGAAAGUCCAUGUUAUGGACAGCUAG
Molecule: messenger RNA, 906 nt
Organism: Hibiscus syriacus
Lineage: Eukaryota; Viridiplantae; Streptophyta; Magnoliopsida; Malvales; Malvaceae
Product: wall-associated receptor kinase-like 8
Exons: 4
Coding region: 1-906 (301 amino acids)
Molecular function (GO): polysaccharide binding
Source: RefSeq, a predicted model, not a curated record